Messenger RNA from Loxodonta africana (African savanna elephant), 915 nucleotides. It is a transcript of the gene LTB, whose product is annotated as lymphotoxin beta. Gene Ontology annotation, cellular component: membrane. NCBI's taxonomy places the organism in Eukaryota, Metazoa, Chordata, Mammalia, Proboscidea, Elephantidae. Bases 17 to 751 code for a protein of 244 amino acids. Gene Ontology annotation, biological process: immune response. The record is from RefSeq and is a predicted model, not a curated record. Gene Ontology annotation, molecular function: tumor necrosis factor receptor binding. The transcript has 4 exons.
CUGGCUCACAAUCUCCAUGGAGGCAUCGGGGCCAGAGGGCCGGGUUGGGAGGCCCCAGGGGAGGGGCUGCCUCCUGCUGGCUGUGGUUGGAGCCAUUGUACUGGGGUCCGUGGUGCUGUCUGUGCCUAUCACUGUCCUGACUGUGCUGGUCUUGGUGCCCCAGGACCAGGGAGGAGUGGUAACAGAGACUGCUGAUCCGGGGAGACAGAGCCAGCAACAACUGGAGUUCCAGAAGCUGCCGGAGGAGAAAGCGGAAACAGAUCUCAGCCCGAGGCUCCCGGCUGCCCACCUCAUAGGCUCUUGGAAGUCUGGGCAGGGGCUAGGCUGGGAGACGAAGAAAGAAGAGGCGUUUCUGAGAAGCGGCACUCAGUUCUCUGGCGCCGAGGGACUGGCCCUUCCGCAGGACGGCCUCUAUUACCUGUACUGUUACGUCGGCUACCGGGGCCGAGCGCCCCCUGCCGGCCGGGGCCCCCUCGGCCGCUCGGUCACGCUGCGCAGCUCACUGUACCGGGCGGGGGGCGCCUACGGGCCAGGGAUUCCCCAGCUGCUGCUCGAGGGUGCCGAGACGGUGACAUCGGUUUUGGACCCGGCCAGGAGGCACGAAUACGGACCCCUUUGGUUCACGAGCGUAGGGUUCGGCGGCCUGGUGCAGCUCCGGAGGGGCGAGAGGGUGUACGUUAACAUCAGUCACCCCGAUUUGGUGGACUACAGAAGAGGGAAGACUUUCUUUGGGGCUGUGAUGGUGGGGUGAGGGCCGCCUGCGUCCCAGGAAGCACGAAUGCAUGGUACUACUGCGUGAACUGGCCCAAAUAUUGGGGACCCAGAUACCCAGGAGCCCAUGGCAGUGGGAAAAAUGUAGGAAACAGUUUGGAAACUGAUUUUGAGCCUAAUGAAAAUAAACAGUGUAAAGCUUUA